Aspergillus neoniger CBS 115656 is the source of this 372-nucleotide messenger RNA. RefSeq lists its product as uncharacterized. The coding region runs from base 1 to 372 and encodes 123 amino acids. The transcript is spliced from 4 exons. Lineage: Eukaryota; Fungi; Ascomycota; Eurotiomycetes; Eurotiales; Aspergillaceae. The record is from RefSeq and is a predicted model, not a curated record.
AUGGAAAUGGCGGUAGCGGUGGUCGCGGUGGUGACCGUGACCGUGGCAGACGCGGUGGCUGGAGACCCAGAAGAGGAGCUAGACGCGUCGAGAUCGAAUGGCAACAGAGGAUUCGGCGGCGCCACUACCGUGUUACACCGCCAGCAGUAUCAGCGCCAGAGUCAGAACUACCAAGGCCACCAUUACCAAGAUCACCAUCACCAAGAUCACCACAACCACAGCCAGCAGAACCAAGACCAGCAGCACCAAGACCAGCAGCACCAAGACCAGCAGCAGCAGCAGGCCCAACAGCAGCAGGCCCAACAGCAAGCGCAGGAGUAUUCGGAGCUGCAAGAACAGCAGGAGCAGCAGCAGAGACAGGAAGGACAGUAG